AACACCACCGGUAUCCGCCGAUCACCAUAAAUAAAAAAUAACCUCACUAAUUUUAUUGUUAUGUUAUUAUUUAUCUUCAAAAUUAACUAAAUAGAUGAAUAAUUUGGUUAUUUAUUGACAUUAAAAUAUUUAUAGUUCAAAAUGGUGAUCAUAACAUGGAGAUUUCGAGGGUUAUUUCGAAGACUAAAAGGCUAUAUAUUUUGGAAAAUAUCUCAAGCAUCGUUGACCGCUCGUUCUCUUACGUACAAUGAGCACAUGAGCCAAAGCUAUGCGGUGGAUUUCCUAUUGGAACCUGUGUUUUGGUUUGUUGACAACUUCGCCCAGUAUCUUGGAAAAAUGUUUGUUUUCUGCGUUUCUAUUCUAACAAGCGCGGUUGUAGGCGUGGCUUACUGGGUAGGUCUGCCAUACUGGUGGCAGAGAUGUCCUUAUACAACUGUAUUUCUAGUCAUAUUCGGCAACUGGCUGCUGAUUAAUAUUGUAUUCCAUUACUACAAAGGUGUCGUUACUGAACCUGGAUACCCACCACCGAGCACACUAAUAUCGGAUGCAGCAAGCAUAUGCAGGAGAUGCAUAUCUCCUCGACCGCCACGAACCCAUCACUGCUCAGUGUGUGACCGAUGCAUCUUAGCCAUGGAUCACCAUUGCCCAUGGCUCAACAAUUGUGUGGGCUACUACAACGCAAGAUUCUUCUUUCUGUACAUGGUGUAUAUGGUCAUGGGUGUGGCGUUCAUCAUCACUGCAGGAAUUGAUAUUGGAUAUAAAGUUAUUUGGCUGAAUGAUACAGGGGGUAUAAUCCCAAAUAACGAUCCAGAUCUGAUUGGGCACCCGGUGCGGCUGAACCAGACGGGCGUAUUGGUUCCUGUAAAGGAAAUAGUGGAAUACGACUCUGUUAACUUUCCACGCGAACACAAUCUACCCGUGCCGCCGAUCACCGAAGCUCAACGGAUCGCCGCUCACCCGUGGAAGAGAAAAGCGGUUGUUUUCAUGGCCGUCACAUGUUGCUCCGUGUUCCUCGCCCUCGGAACAUUAACUAUCAUCCACGGUAAGAACAUCGGCCGCGGAGAAACUAGCGUAGAAGCUCACAUCAACGAGAAGUUACGCAAGCUAUCUCCAGGCACUUUUAGGAAUCCGUAUGAUUUCGGUAAGCGGAAAAAUUGGCGCCUGUUUCUUGGUCUUACGCAGGGCCGAACGUUUUUGAGGCAUGUUUUGUUGCCUUCUGGGCAUGCGCCCACUGGAACUGGGCUGGCUUGGCAUACUGUGCGAACUUCACUUGAAGACUGGCCUUGAUUUUGUGUACUCAUUCAUGGUUCUUAGCUAAUUACGAGUAGUGCUUUGCACUGCCAGAUAUUUAAGAAAGUCAUUUAGUAUUAGAAGGCGUAGGUUUGCAAAUGUUUUAUUCGAACAGAUAUAAUUAGUAUGUCGUUAAAUUAUUCUGACCUAGUUAAGAAGAGUUACCACAUGUCAAUACUCACGAUUUAAUGUUCAGGAUUUUUUUUUACCAAAACUUAUGACUUAAUAUUUGAUAUAAAUGUACAGUUUAUAGAUACGAAAGUACAGAUUGUGGUAGUUCUUUAUUGAAUGAAAAUAUAUGUUUUAGGUAGUGUCUCAGUAAAUAUGUUAACAGUAUUUUUUAGAAGAUAAGUGCUUGUUCGCAUUAUUAACUCAUGCACAACAGUUAUUACCUACAUUAUUGUUUUUACGUAAUAUUAAUUAGCAGCACGUGCAGUCGCCCUCGGAUAUCGACUGAUUUCAUACAGUCGCUGCAAGUGCGGUUGGUAGUUGCAGUCGGCAGCUAGCAUUCAGAGCGAAUAUUUAGAGUCGCUGUAAUGCCAAAUGUCUAGUGAUGGAAUGAAUGAGGUUUAGUCACGAGACGCAUGUUUGUCGCGGAAUUGUAUCUUUAUUGUAUCUUUAUAUACAGUAUUUUCAUGUCCUCUCAGUUUUCACAUUAUAAUUAUUUACAUAUGUUUUAUCAGCUUUAACCUAUAGAGAUUACUUUGCAUUAAAAAAAUAUUUUAUGUAAAUUAAAUUAAUAUUAAAUUCGAUCAUCUGUCAUUUCGUUGGCGCGGUUUUAGAGUACUUUCGUAUUAUUGUAAAUAUAUAUUUCCAGAGCGGACUAUUUUUAUACCUUUCGAGAGGACUUAGUGUAAACAAUGUUGUGAUUAAGACUGAGCUGUUUGAUUGUGACACGGAAUUAUGUAGUUUUUAGUUAAUAUUUAUUUAUUGGUCUCUCACUACCUGUUGUCCUGUUUGGUUGACUGCAUCGUUGGUCUAGUGGUCGCAAGCGCGGCUGCUGUACUCGAGGUCUGGGGUUGAUUCCCGGGUCGGGCCGAAAUUGCUUUGGGGGUUUUCUUAAACUUUGACAAAGCAGCCCGUAGUCUGGUAGUUGGUGAUUGAUUCACCCGUGCAUGUCGCAUCACCCUCUUUCCGGUCGUGUCGGAUCGCCGUCCCAUAGGGUUACGAGAGUGAAGGAAUAGAGAGUGCACCAGUGUCUGCGCAAAUGCUCGUGCACUAUAAUAUGUCCUGCACUGC
This is a messenger RNA of Helicoverpa armigera (cotton bollworm), 2529 nucleotides long. RefSeq names its product palmitoyltransferase ZDHHC16. The record is from RefSeq and is a predicted model, not a curated record. Gene Ontology annotation, molecular function: palmitoyltransferase activity. The transcript is spliced from 5 exons. Gene Ontology annotation, biological process: protein palmitoylation. Bases 142 to 1287 code for a protein of 381 amino acids. Gene Ontology annotation, cellular component: Golgi apparatus. NCBI's taxonomy places the organism in Eukaryota, Metazoa, Arthropoda, Insecta, Lepidoptera, Noctuidae.